AUGAGGUACUCAGCUGUUCAAGAAAAUAGUUAUGGGGUAGGUUUGGGGCAAGAAUCUCUCUCCACUUAUGUGGAUGAAAGUAUGAUGGCUGCCACUGGGGAUGUUGAUCUAGGCACAGGCGAUACUGUCGAGGAAGGCUCAAUGAUAUCAAAUCUUCCUUUAUUAUUUGCCAAUGGAUAUCCCACAUCCUUGGAAAAGAUCACACUGCCAGAGCUGGAAAGAUUCAUAACGUUUAUGGUACAGUGUUCUUUGGGGCAUGACACAACUGAUGUGAUAAGUGAACCAAAAUGGUGGCCUAAGGAAGUGAAAUUUUCUAUACCUGUUGUGAGACCCAAAAAAAUUUAUGAUGAACAUGAAAAACUGUGUUAUACCGUUGAACCAAGACCACCAACACCCAUAGAUAUCGAAGGGGAACCAGAACUGACGCAAGACCAAUUUAUGGACUAUUUUCACAUGAGACCAAACAAUUCUAACACAAAUCAACCGAGCACUCAGAGUAGUGGCAAAAAGAACGCCUUGUCGGCGUUCUUAGACUCGGCGCAACUCCGUUCCUCAAAUCGCAUUCGCGGCUCCAUAAAUCUUACCCGAUGUCCCACGAUACCCUUUUCCUCCCCAGCUGGUCUAUCUCUCGGCAAAAAGUCGAAAAUGAUGACGGAAGCCAUCCAGCAGGAACGACUCGACAGAAUAGAAAGGUACCUACACGCACCAGCCUUGUCCACAUCGUUGAAGCCCAAGUGGCUCACUAAAACGUACGAACUCGAUCGAUGGUCUGUUACAUACAAACCAAACCGAGAUAAAACGUCACGAUCGAGCGAGUACGUUCACUUGUACAAUUUUGGAAACUACAGCGGCAAACCAAUGUUGGAUCUACCUUCGCAGUUGAAAUAUCUGUCCUGUAAGCCAAUCUACGUCGUUGUAGAACGACUUACUGAUGAGCAGCUUGAAGAGCUGAAACGCGAUCCUUCUAGGUAUAAGAGCCCAGAGCGCCAGGUGCCACAAUUUCGACCAAGAUCACCUUCGAUCGAGUCGGUGCUCUCUUUCGAGGCUGAACCGGGUGACGAGUCCAACCCUAUCGAAAUCAUCGACCUCGAAGACGACGAUCUGCCACCUUCACCACCAAUUCCACCACCAGUACCAUUAUCACUGCUGUCCCAACUAAGCAUCAGGGAGCCCAUUGUGAGCUUGACCACCGUACAUCAUAAGAGACCGCAGGCUGUAGUCGCUCCAAUCAGGCCAGUCAACCCUCCUGUAGUAACACGAACUCCUCUGAUGAAGCCGCAAACUCUAAAGCGCCCGAAUCCUUCACCUAUGGUGUUCGCAAAGUCAAGGAACGCAAGCAGGACGAUUACCGUGGUAGAUCUCGUUUCGUCUGACGAGGAACUGUCCGAGGACGAGGUGAGCGCGAGCCCGUAUGGGCCCACGGACGAUAAUUACGACCAUCUGGGAAAGAAGCAAACAACAAUCCAGGGUGUGCCCGAAAUGAACAUGUACAUAUCGCCCAACAGAUAUUGCGGCGGCGAGACUCGUUAUUACGUGGCUGAUUCAACGACGACUUGGCUUGCGAGCCAGCACAGAAACAGCUAUCUUAAUCAUUCGGCCUCGACCUACGACGACGAACCCUGAACGUUUGUGAUCUCAGGUAGACUGGUUUUCAUCAAACUUUUUAAAAGACGUCGAUCAGUGCUGAUGGGUUACUGCAGUGCAACGUCUAUUUUAUUCUAAAAUA
Molecule: messenger RNA, 1726 nt
Organism: Copidosoma floridanum
Lineage: Eukaryota; Metazoa; Arthropoda; Insecta; Hymenoptera; Encyrtidae
Gene: ova
Product: ovaries absent
Source: RefSeq, a predicted model, not a curated record